UGUGUGUGUGUGUGUGAGGAAUAGCUUGAAGUAGCGCGCUGGUAAAUGUUACAUUCACUGCUUUCAUUGACACAUAGGACAGAAAGAAAUGCUUCAAUGUGCAUGCGUCACUAAUUUCCUUGACGAGAAUACAUAGUGUGAAGUAACUCGCUGUAAGAUUUGGAACUGUAGCUAGUGUAGAUAGUGACAAGACUAUACGAGUGAUACGAACAUAGGCUGUCCAGAAACUUCAAUCAAUUCGAUACCAGACACUCAAUGUGAAUCAUGUCUCUGUUUUAUGACCAAGUUACUUGGCGUGAGACCGCUGAUCUAUUUUAUCUCUUAAAUCUUGGACAGAAUUACGACACUAUUACGAUGUAGGAGACUUGCUCAAGCUGGAGAGUAUGAAACUCUGGGAUCAUUUAUCAGCGUUACCGUUCUUGUGAGGAGCUCUUCUCAUUUUUCAACUUUCAAAGCUUACAAGCUUGGGCUGGACAUCGUUAAAGACAUGCUUGAAGACUUUGUUUUGAACCCCAGCACGGCCAUCAUCUUGAUCUCCAGCGCAGCUCUGCUUACCAUUUACGGAAUGACGAAGAGAUCUCAUCUUCCGCCAAGCCCAGGCUGGUCACUGCCAGUCAUUGGACACCUGUAUAUGAUGGAAAGCAAUCCCAGAAAACAAUUUCUUGAUUGGGGAAAAAGACUAGGUCCUCUGGUGUCUCUGAAAAUGGGCAGCCAUCUUGCGGUCGUUCUCUAUGGCUAUGACACUAUCAAAGAAGCUUUUGUCAAACAUGCUGAUGUGUUUUCCAACCGACCUAAGACAUUUAUAACACAGAUCCUCGGAAAAGAUAAAGGUUUCGUAACGUCGACCAAUCAAUGGAAAAAACAGAGAAAAGUCGGCUCAGAGAUUUUACGACAUUUAGGGCUGGGCUCCAACGUGAUGGAAGAAAAAGUACAAGAAGGGAUCACUGAGCUUAUUGACCAACUGGACAAGAGUCAAUGUGCUCUCAUUAAUCCACGUCGCCUUAUUUCACUGAGUAUAUCUAGAAUUAUCACAACACUUGUAUUUGGUCAAGACUUCCGAUACAAAGAUGAACAAAUGGCAGAGUGCGCCAGCCUUAUAGGAGACCAGGUUUCUUUACUAGAGGGCGCUGCUGUACUGAACUUUUUGCCUUUUCUAAGACACUUACCAGGAGAUAUUUUCAAACUUCAAAAAGUGCUGGCCACGUCAGAAAAGCUGGAGGAAGAUCUCAUCGCUAAGCAGAUCCAGCUACGUCAAGAGUCCAGUGACCUCAGUGAGGACUUUAUUUGCUGCUAUCUGAAGAAGAUACGAGAGAACGGCAAGAAACAGGACUCGGCAAUCAAUGAAGAGAAUCUGGUGAUGGUAGUGUCCAACUUGUUUGCAGCUGGCACUGAGACCACGUGCACCACUCUGUGUUGGGCUCUGCUCUAUCUCCUGCACCACCCAGAUGUCUACGCCAAAUGCUACCGGGACAUAGUCUCGCAUUUGGGCACCGAGACGAGGCCGAGGGCCAAAGAUCAGCACUACCUGAAAUAUAUUUCAGCCACCAUCAUGGAAGUCCAGAGGAUAAGCAGCAUCGCACCUUUUAGCCUCUAUCAUUCAGCUUCCAGGGACAUUAUGUUUAAGGAUUACUUGAUACCCAAAGGAACAAUAAUAAUUCCAAGUUUAGACUCAGUUCUGCUAUCAGAAGAAGUUUGGGGUGACCCAAGGAGUUUCAGACCAGAAAGAUUCCUUGAUGCUGCAGGCCAAGAACUGAUUGACAAGGAGGAAUUCAUUCCGUUCUCAAUAGGGAAUCGAGCGUGUUUAGGCAAAGCAUUGGCCAAGAUGGAGUUGUUUUUGUUUUUAACAUCUCUCGUUCAAAGGUAUACAAUCAGUGUGCCCCAAGGUGCCAGUUUGCCUUCCUUAAAGGACAGAUUUGGACUCUCCUGCUCGCCACUACCGUUUGAAAUCUGUUUUGUCCCAAGAAACUCAUCAAGCCAGCCAGCUCAGGAGAGUUCCUAAAGUUGUACUCAGAGAUGUUGCCGAGGUGGAUCUUAAACUCCAAACAAACCUUUCUCUGCGUACUUGCAGACGUUCAACUGAAGCAGAACUGCAGACACAAGUGGUCUCCCUUUGGAUUAGACUUUCUUUAGUAUGUUCUUGAGCUACAUUGCUCUGAAGCUGUGUUCAAAGUAUUGCAGCAUAGGUUAAGCAUGUAACUGAAACAAUGGCAUCAAAGCAUUAAGAAGCGAGUUAAUUGAAUUCGUGUACAUAUACUACUUUAAUCGGUAUGUAAUCACGUAGUCACCAAUUAAAAUAUAUGACACAUUGAAACAAAAGGGGUUUUGUUUAGGUGUACAUUUAAAACAUACCCAGUGCUAUGUUGUUUACACGUCUAUUGCGGGGUUUCAGCUAAAUAGUGAUUUAGUUUAAAAAAUACAAGCAAAAUAUAAAACAAAAUCAUUACAAAAAACAAAAACAAAGUUUAUCUAAAGGGGACAACUCCGCCCAUAAAACUAUAUCUAUCAAAAAUGUACAUACUAUUUCCCUUAUUCUAUGUCAAACCAAAAUAAUUAAUUACCGGUAAUUAAUUGACUAAUUGAUUUUUUUCCCUAUUGAUUCUUGCUUUGUUAGGUACAAAAAAAAAUAACUGUUUAAACUUUAAAGUAUCAACUUGAUCCGAGAAUGUGUGAGGAAGAUUUAGCGCUAACACUUGUUUAAGGGGACUAAACCCAACAAAUGUAGCUAUAUAUGUGAAUACUGAAGGAUUAGUUUCCAUUGUUGGUAUCAAACAAAAUGAUUAGUUACCAGUAAUCACCAGACAGAAAGACAGAGUGAGUUUAUAAAAGCUUUGUAAUAAAAUGACUGAUUUGAUAUUCUAUAUUCAUUAUAUUGCAAGUAAUACAGUGGAGUUCCGAUAAUCCGAAUUUCGGCAAUCCGACAGUCCACUUAAUUCAAAACGGAAAGUAAGAUAAUUUGAGUAAUUAAAAAACAAAACAAAAAAAAAAAAAACCCAGAGAACAGUGAAUAAGCGUAUUAAGUACUAAAACAUAUAGUACAUUUCAAAGAUAGUGUAAUGAACAAAACAGAGCAAUGUUUUAUGUGGUUCUUAACUCUAUUGUUUUUUUUUUAAAGUCUGUUAAAUUUUUGUGGAAGAGAAGCAGAAACAACGUAUUCGCUGGGGCAAAAGCAAACUGUUGUUUUACGUACUACAGUUCUGUAGAAAACUACUUUGACCACUGUAUAAGAAACAUUUGGUUCUCUUGUCACACACUUUGUACACAGAAUUAGUUUCAGAG
Molecule: messenger RNA, 3276 nt
Organism: Biomphalaria glabrata
Lineage: Eukaryota; Metazoa; Mollusca; Gastropoda; Planorbidae
Product: cytochrome P450 2C31-like
Exons: 10
Coding region: 488-1999 (503 amino acids)
Biological process (GO): xenobiotic metabolic process
Cellular component (GO): intracellular membrane-bounded organelle; cytoplasm
Molecular function (GO): iron ion binding; oxidoreductase activity, acting on paired donors, with incorporation or reduction of molecular oxygen, reduced flavin or flavoprotein as one donor, and incorporation of one atom of oxygen; heme binding
Source: RefSeq, a predicted model, not a curated record